This is a messenger RNA of Candoia aspera, 1723 nucleotides long. RefSeq names its product NADH:ubiquinone oxidoreductase complex assembly factor 1 (gene NDUFAF1). Lineage: Eukaryota; Metazoa; Chordata; Lepidosauria; Squamata; Candoiidae. The record is from RefSeq and is a predicted model, not a curated record. Gene Ontology annotation, cellular component: mitochondrion. Gene Ontology annotation, biological process: mitochondrial electron transport, NADH to ubiquinone; mitochondrial respiratory chain complex I assembly. The coding region runs from base 529 to 1431 and encodes 300 amino acids. The transcript is spliced from 5 exons.
GAGAGGUGCAUGUAGCUCUUUUUUUGUGACCAGUGAGAGCUUAAGACCCAUUACAGGCAGUGUAAAAGCAUUAUUUGGGCAGGCCCAUUGUUGAAGGAGAGGGCCUGCUGGGACUUUUGAAAGCCCCUUGUGUCCUGUUGCCAUUUACGUGACUUAAGACAGCUUUGUAGAGCUCUUCGACCAGACGAAAACAUCAGUAAAUGAAACGCCACUCUUGCUCCACCUUUGAAAAAGCAUUAAAACCCAAAGACUUUCUGGUUGGAAGAGAAAAUGCUUUUGUUCUGCAGCCCUGACUUCCGGGAGGUAAACGGAACGGAACCUUCGUAAUAGGCUGUCGUUUCCUUGACGAGGGGCACUUGGUGGACUCACUCUUUGAGGAGUCCGGACGACUUUCAGCAUUGGACUCACUGGAGGAAAGGUCCGGCCUGAAGACGGCGGGGAAUGCAAGGUAGAAGUAAACAGCAUUAAUCAGAAAUAGACACCAGUACUUUGGUUUGGAUAAGGGAAGCUGCUCAUCAAUAUUCAUUUAUGGCUUCAUUUCUCAAGAUGCUGGAUUCUCUCUUUUUGCUAAACAAACCCCACUGGCAAAAUAGCCUGUGUAGGACUUUUGCAGAAAGUUACUAUCCAAAGUGGUAUAGUAGCUAUCAGAGACCAGGAACAUCUAUUGACAAAACUUCACCAUGGAAGAAAAUUGACGUCACUUUUAAAAAAGGAGUGGAAGAAAUCAAAACACAGUGUGGACUCUUAAAGAAAGAAGUGGUUGAUUUUUUUAAAGAGGUGAACCAAAAUCAACUAGAAGAUUAUAUGAUGAAUCAGACAAAAGUGAUAUGGGAAUUUCGUAGUGAACAAGAUUUAAAUAAAUGGGUGCUCAGUUCUGAUGCAGAGAUUGGAGGGAAAAGUGAAAUCCAUCUAAAACUAGAUAAGAAUAAACAGUCUGCUAUCCUGUAUGGGAACCUCAAUACUACUGUACCUCGUGAUGGAGUGACAAAAUAUAGUGGAUAUUGUGCCAUGGUAUCAAAACCAGAACUGAUUGCUUUUCAUCGUACGAAAUUAUAUGAUUGGUCAAAUUUUAAUAGUCUAUACCUGCGUGUCCGUGGUGAUGGUAGACCAUGGAUGAUAAACAUCAGUCCAAACAAAUACAACUCUACUCGGAUGAAGGAUGUUUACAACUACUUCAUAUUCCCCCGAGGGGGGCCAUAUUGGGAGGAAAUCCAGGUUCCAUUUUCUAAGUUCUUUUUUUCAAGCCAAGGGAGAAUCCAGGAUGGCCAAUAUGAAAUCUGGCCAGAUAGGAUCAGUACAUUGGGAUUAACCAUUGCUGAUAAAGUAGAUGGUCCAUUCCAGCUGGAAAUAGACUUCAUUGGAUUGUUGAGUGACAGAGCACAUACAGAAUCAUUUGCCUACGAGCUCUAUGAAAAAAAUCUGAAGAAAUAGAACAUGUGGAGGACUGUUGUUAAGAUCAAUUUAGAAUAUUUCUGCAAUUAUAUACCAUUCUAUAGUAAUCUGCAGUUGAGUAGUGAAUUUAUCAGUGAAUAUGAGCUAUAUAUGCAAUUAGCCAUAGGAAAACAACAAAAAUCAAUACAGUAAAAUAAUAUUGGAGCACUACAGUAGUGCCAUCUAGCAUGCAGCCAUUUAUCUACCACCUGCGUUUUAAUGGUGGUGGGAAGUGGAACUAAUGUGCACAGGCUCCCUUGGCCCCAAUUAAUAAAGAACAUCUGUAUCAGAA